AUGGUUUACUUCAAUAGCCCUGAGCUGGCCCAAUGCUUAUUUGUUAAAUUUUGGUGCUCAAACUCCAGUUCUUCAUGCCUAGGUGAAUGACUGAAUUUUUGGAAGUACCAAACUUGAGCAUUGGUCAUGGAUGCAUGAUCUGGACUUGCCUACAGCUUCUUUCAGGACACAGAGCUAAAUCAAACCCAAGUUCCUUCUUCCUCCUAUAUAUACACUCACACCACUGAAUGGAAUAAAGAACCAGGAGCCUAUUCCAGCCCUAUGGGGAAGGAGCUGAUGAGUGAGUACACAAGAUGGGUGCGGUGAGUCAAGCAAGUAUGAGCCAAAUAGCAUAGGGCGGGUGCACUUCUGGAACAGGCCUGGAGUCAAAAGAGUCAGGAAACUGUAGCUGGCAUUUCACAGAUGCCAGACUCAAGGGUUCCAUAAUCUGGACCCAGAACUCCAGAGUCAUGUGGUUUAGAAGCAGAUAAUGAAAAACCCGAGUUGUUUUCCUUCCCCUCCUGGUUUCUGAAUCUUUCGAGGCCCGCCGCGACUCUUCCGAAACUUUCCUCUGCUGCAGAGCGCGCUUCCAGCCGAACUCCCGAACUCCACAUUUUUCUGCUAUCGAGGGCGUUGGCCUUUUGUUUCAACGCCCACCUAAGAGCCUGAACUCCGAGAGAACAGCUUGUCUGAAUCCUCAAGGCCCUCGAGAGGGCGGUUUCCCUUGGACGGAGCAGGGCGAAGAGGACGCGGGGCUCGGCUGCAGAAGUCUCUCCCACCCCACCCGUCGUCCCACUGCCGCCUGGGGCUUAAGGCACGGGACACCGAAAUAGUUUCAGGCGGGAGCUAUGCGGGGCGGGCGGCGUCCCUAGCACGAAGUUGCAGUCGGGCAGGGCUCUGUUAUGCUGUACCCGUGGCCCGGCCCUCUCUUGGCAGGGAACCGCCGCCUUCGCCUCUCCCCUCCCCUCUCCAGUCCCACUUGAGCGCGCUCGGCGGGCGCCCCCUUCGUCGCGCGGGAGGGACAGGAAAAGAGGCAGAGCCUCCCUGGGCCCGGAGGAGGGUGGAGGAAGGAGGAGGGCUGCAUCCGAAGAAGAGCGCCCCACGAUGGGAGAGGGAGUCGCCCCGGCGGCGGAAAGAGUUGUGAACAUGUUGAGCACUGGAAAAGAACAAGCAGAGGAUGCAUCAUGAUCUCCAGACUCACUGUCACAAAAAGCUGGUAUCUUCCACAUUAAUGGAAGAGUUGGAUUGUUUAAGCACACUACAUGCUUUUUGCUUCUACAUGGCAUCUGAAACUCAAUACAGCAAAUCAAGAGAAAACAAUUCCUUCUUUUUUCUUCAAGUGGGCUGAAGUUCUACAGUUCUACCUCUAACAUUUAUUUAGACUGAGAGAAGGGGAGCAAUUUUUCAUCAGUACGGUACUUUUUGUGUGGGAGAUAACUUUUCAGUAUCUCAAUAAAUAAUGAAAUGUAAUCAGUGUGCCAUAAUUUAGCCUUGCACAUUUCACUGGUUAAGUUAAAUUUCUCACAGACAGCAGCUACCUUACAGUUGACAAUGGAUUACUUUUUCCCCAUUUUAAGAUUAUUUUCUUAGUUAACAGAAUCAGUCUUAGCUCAGUUUAUAGUGCAGCCAAUUAAAAUUCUCAUUAUGGCAGUAACCUAUAGACGUGUAAUAACAACAGUGAAUUGUUAUAGCAGUGUUGUGAUAGAUCGUCGACUUCAACAUGCUGUGCAUUACUGUACAGGGGCAUGUCAGGUAUUUAAGCAAGGAGUUGCAUGCAUAGUAGCCCACCACAGUGUUUGUGCAGAGCUAAUUAAAGUCCCUGCACACAACCUUAGAGGUUCAGAUCUGACCCACAGACUUUCAAUGCCUGAAAAUUCCCUUUCUUUGGCUGGGGAUGAAGAUUAUCAUCAAAUCCUUCCUAGUAACCCAAGGCUCAAAAAGGGGUCUUCAGUUCAAAACGCUGCAAGUCUGAAAGAUAUCACUGGAGAAGCCAUAAAUCUCGCUAGUGGGAAAAUAAAAGAAUUUUCAUUUGAAAAACUCAGAAAUUCUCCCAAUCAAGUAACCUAUAGAAAGGGAAGAAAAGUUAAGUCAGACCCAUUCAAUAGAAGGUCACUAGAUUUUGACUUGAUCUAUGGCCAUUUCAGCAAUGAUGAAAAUUCCCCUCCUCCCUUUGGCCUGUCACAUAAUUCCUCAACAGAUGAGAAAUGGCAGGUCAGCAGCACCUCAGUAGAGGGAAAUGUGAAUUCUACAGUUUCCUUACCAAUGCAGACUCUCUAUGAGGAUAGCUUUCUUGCACAGAUUUUGGAAAAGCACAAGCUGGAUGGUUCUUCUAGUGGAGAUAUUAAGAUGUGCUUGGACAUCUUACUCAAAUGCUCUGAGGACUUGAAGAAGUGUACUGAUAUAAUAAAGCAAUGCAUCAAGAAGAAAUCUUCAGGGAGUGCCAGUGGAGAAAGUGGUAAUGAUUCCUUAGCCAAUUCUGAAAUGAUAUAUAUGAAUUUGAUGUCACGAUUUUCUUCUUAUAUUAAAAAACUGCCUUUUGAGUUUAGACAGUCUGGGCUAACUGAGCCUGGUGACAUGGUAGAACUAAUUAAUAGCCUAUCUGCUUUGCAGCCGUCUAAUUUUCCUCCAGUAUUUGGCAAUGAACAGCCACCUAGAUACGAAGAUGUUGUGUCCUCCCCAUCCUUUGUGCCAAGGCAAUCUCUCACUUCAAACUUACGAGGUAACCAGAACAGCACUGACACAAACUCCUCAGCAAAACCUACCCACACUCCAAUAGAGAUUUCUUCAAAAGUUUUGCAGGAAAACUUAGAAUCUACAAAUGAUGCUUGUGCGCUACCUCAGUUACUAUCUGUAAACCCGUCAGGCUGCAUUUCUCCCACAGAAACUCUGUACAUUAUGGAAGAAUCAGAUAGAGAAAAGGCAUUGGGCAGUGUAUCAAGUGUUAAGAGGAGAGGAAGACGGGUUAAUUCAGACAGCAAUGAGCAGAAAACAGAAAGGGCAGACUCUGCUGGAAAUUCAACUAAAACAUCACCUGCUUUAUUUCAACCUGUAAUGCUGCCCCAAACCUCUACCCAAGCAACCUCAGACACUCAAGGAUUUGAUUGUACUGUUCAGAUUUUUAAAGGUGAAUCCAGAAAAAAUAAUCAAGAGGAAAUAGACAAACUUCUCCUGGAUUUGGAACAUUUUUCACAGAAAAUGGAGGCUACUCUGAGAGAGACUACCAGUAAGACUAGUCCUGCAUGUUUGAAGCAUAUUAGCCAACCUUUGACUCUGGAAAAUAAAGGCAAAGUCUGUUCACCUGUAGACAAAAGUCCUUCUCCCUCUUUAUCAAAACUUAUGGAAACCAAUGGUCAUAAAAUGGAGGAUGAAGACAAAACCCUUUUAUUGCGAAUUCUGGAGAGUAUUGAAGACUUUGCCCAGGAACUAGUAGAAUUCCGAAUGGGCAAAGGAAGCUUAUCAAAAGAGAAGGAAGUGAUGCACAUUCUUCAGGAAACUUUGGCUGCUCCCUCCAUCACAGCUGCUCAGCAAAGCUACAUAGGUACAUCUGCCAAAGAGCCUGUCCCAGCACUUAUUCAACAGAUGCCAGAGGUUAUAAAGGUCCAAAAUAAGCAGGAGAAGAAACCUGUGACUACAUCCCCAGUGCCCGCAAUUUCAGCAGUCAGCUCACAGGCACUUCUGCCUGCGAAUAAAGUAACUGUUGGUACGCCCUUGUCCAUAAACAUUCCACGUUUCUACUUCCCCAACGGACUUCCUAAUGUCUGCAGUAGUCAUGAGGAGACCAUUGCCAAGGUUGAGGCAACAUUUUCUGAGUUUGAAGAUGAGAGAGUACCACUUAAUGAAAUGGGGAAAAUUGCAAAGAUAUGCUGCUGCCCUCUGUACUGGAAAGCUCCCAUGUUCAAUGCGUCAGGGGGAGAGCGGACAGGAUUUGUAUCUGUACAUUCAUUUGUGGCCAUGUGGAGAAAGAUACUACACAACUGCCAUGAUGAUGCAUCAAAAUUCAUUUGCCUUUUAGCAAAACCCAGCAGCAACUAUUUGGAACAAGAAGAUUUCAUCCCUUUACUGCAGGAUGUAGUCGAAACUCAUCCUGGGCUGACAUUUCUGAAGGAUGCCCCAGAAUUUCAUUCCCGCUACAUUACUACGGUUAUUCAAAGAAUAUUCUAUACAGUCAAUAGAUCCUGGUCUGGGAAAAUAUCCCUAACAGAGUUGAGGAAAAGCAACUUUCUGCAGACCCUAGCUCUCUUGGAGGAAGAGGAAGACAUAAAUCAAAUCACUGAUUAUUUUUCCUAUGAGCACUUCUAUGUUAUUUACUGUAAAUUCUGGGAACUGGAUACUGACCAUGAUCUCUACAUCAACCAGAAAGAUCUGGCUAGAUACAAUGAUCAAGCUCUGUCAAACAGGAUUAUAGAGAGAAUAUUCAGUGGAGCUGUGCUUAGAGGAAUUCAAGUGCACAAAGAAAACCACAUGAGCUAUGCAGACUUUGUAUGGCUUCUAAUUUCUGAAGAAGACAAAAGAAGUCCCACAAGUAUUGAAUACUGGUUCCGCUGCAUGGACUUGGAUGGGGAUGGCAUGCUCUCCAUGUAUGAACUGGAGUAUUUUUACGAGGAGCAGUGUGAGAGGAUGGAAUCCAUGGGCAUUGAGCCACUGCCAUUCCAUGACUUACUGUGCCAAAUGCUUGAUCUAGUGAAGCCAGAGUGUGAGGGAAGAGUAACUUUGCGAGACUUGAAAAGAUGCAGAAUGGCUCAUGUAUUUUACAACACAUUCUUUAACCUGGAAAAGUACUUGGACAAUGAACAGCGGGAUCCCUUUGCUGUGCAGAAGGAUGUUGAGAAUGAUGGUCCUGAACCCUCUGACUGGGACAGAUAUGCUGCUGAGGAGUACGAAAUUCUUGUUGCUGAAGAGUCUGGCAAUGAACAGUUACAAGAAGGAUCUUUUGAUGACGACUAUGAAACAGAUGAACUCUUAUCACUACCUGAAAUUGAAGAAAAGUCAGAUCACUUAGUUAUCUCAGAUCUAUCAACCUAAACAUAUUGAAGAGGUGUCUCCAAGGUCUGUUGAUACUAAAUGGGAGAGUCCUCAGUUCUUACAUUUCAGGAAUUACUUCAUUCUUUUCCUUGAGAAAAUAACCAACAUUUGAAACCAUAACACCAUCUUUUAAAAAAUAAUAAUAAUUACUUGCUUCUGCGGUUUGGUAACUUCCAGCAGUAUGGUAAUGUGUGUGGAUAUGGGUGGGCUUCCGCAGGCAUAUUUAGAAACUGUAGAGAAGCUAGAAGGGCUACACUGUACAACGAAGCAUGGAAAGGGUUGAAAAGAAUCCAUGGUUGUAGAAAACCAAAGAAUUUAAAACAAGUUGAAGAAAUUAUUUCCUGCCUCAUGGAUUCUUUUCUCUUCUUUUUAUACUUAGAAACUGAACCUUCCGCUUCCUUCUCACCUUGCUACAUAAUUGUGACAAAAACUACAUGUUUUUCUAGAAAUAUUUUCAGAUUACUCCACUAGAUAAGCAUCACAGGAAGAUUGUCAAUGAAUAGGCGGGGGGGAGGGGAUGUCCCAAGAGUUUAUUUAAAUCCAAUAUAAAGCUACUGGGUUUGUUUGUUUUUUAAAGUUUAUUCUAGAAAAAUCCAGGCUAUUUGAUCUUAUUUUGCCUCUCUCCACAUGAGGAGCUUUCCUUUUCUUACGGCUUUUCCAACAAAGUACAAGAGCCCCUCAUACCUGUUUAGUCUUAGCGAAUGCAAUACUCCUACAAAUCUCUGUAGAAAGAUCAUGGCACACAUAUCCCCACAUAAUCAAGCGGUUACUGCAAGGAAAUAACCAAAAACACUGCUGCAAGAAAUAGCAUAGCUCUUUCCUGCAUUUUUCACCAUUUUUUUUAGCUUUUAAAACUAAAAUCUAGGGUGCGAACCUCUCAUGAAUGAGAGAUGCGGGGUAUAUGCCCAACCAAAUACUAAACAAAAACCCUGAUAGAGCAGCAAAAUUGACUGGAGCUCAGAAAGCUCCAUUAAAAUCAGUGACACCCUCACCGCCCCAAAAGUUUGGGCAGGCUAAACAGUAUGGAUUGUAAGUUUGGAUACUUUGGUAUUUAACUUGCUUUUGUCUUAAUUCUAUAAUAGAAUGUGUUAAAAUAAUAGGAAUAAUCAUGCAUUGAAUUAUAGGAAAUUGUUUGCACUUUUUUCAGAUACAAGAUCAAAUUUAAGAAAUGCCAGCAUACCAAAUUUAACUUCCUCUGCUAUAGGUUAACAUUGUACUAGAGUUUUGGAACCUAAUUUCAGUGCCAGUCCUGGAGCAUGAAUACUGCACUGUAUAACAACAAUCUGGAAGAGUGUAUUUGAGCAGCUGUCUGGAUUGUUGAUGCAGGAGUAUGACUCUCGCUUACGGUGUGAGGCCUCUGAGGUUCAUCUCAGUGAUUUGCCUUGGUCACAAACAGAAGGGGCCUGUCCUUUACCCUGUGUUCUUUAUCUGUACACAUGCGUACACAUAUACACCAUUUUAUGGAAGUGCCAGGUGCAGUGACUGAGCACAUGCUUUGCAUGCAAAAGGUCCCAGGUUGAGUCUCUGGCAUUCCCAAGCAGGGCUGGGAAAGAAUCCCAUGUAAAAACAUGGAAAACUGCUGCCAGACAGUUCUGAGCCAGAUGGACCAAUGAUCUGAUUCAGCAUAAGGCAUGUUCUUGUGCAGAGCCGUUUUUCUGCACUACUAAUUACUUAAGCAAAACCGUUUGUAGUUGGAAUUAGAGAAGUGGAAGUUUUUUGGUCAGAGGCUUGUGGUGCUCUCUAUAAUAACAACAAAUUAACAUUUUUAAAGCUGGUUUUCAAUAAAUAUAUAUUUUAAAUAAAUAAAUAACCUCAAUCAAGUUUUAAUUCCAGACCAGGCAUUAGCAACAGAGCUUAUAAGAGGGGUUCUAGAAUGAAAACCCCUUGAUUUACAGUCUGAUAAAUGGUGCAAAUGAUAAACAAGUAUGGGAUUUAUCACUUUUUAAAAAGACUGCUGAUGAUAAAGAUAAAAGACAGAAAAUGUUUUCAUUUCCAUGUCAUCUAUACCAUUUAUAUUCACACUCACUUUUUUGGGGGGAUUUGUAAUUUUAGGAAAAUUGGAGGAUCCCAUAAUUCUGAGUUGUUGGAAGAAAUAUUCAGUUCCCCGCUCAUUUCCCCCAGAGUAUUAGAUUUUAUCUCAUAGCAUUUGUGCUAGCUAUGCAGUUCACAAGAUUUUAUCCAAACCUUUGAUUCCAUGCAAUUCUUCAUUAGUACAUCAGUUGGUUUUAUAUAUACUAUUACUAUUCUAGAGCAAACAUUGGAGAAAGGAGUUGGUAAAAUGCAACUUUUUUAUAUAGUAUUUUUAGUGGAACUGACACUAUGAUUUCACCAAUAUUUUUGAGCAACUAUUUUAAGUUAGCAUUAUUCCACAUUAGAGUGGUUAUUGCCAUGCUACACCUGCGACGUCCAGCCUCCCAACGCAGCUGCGUACUGAACAAGACUUUAGACUAGUCUCAUGCAAGUUUGUAGACUGGUCUGCUGUUUGGAAAGGUUUACUGCACUCCUGUUACAAUUCCAAUCAGGAAUGGUUUAAUUUGUCAAUAUGUUGUUCCUCACCCUCCUCCACCCACGCCAUGUAGUUUGUGUGAAUAACCGUAUUCUCUAGAGAAUCCAAACACGGCAUCUUAAAUAAGCACAGGCUUCGCAUAAAAUGUUUCCUUGGUGUUCCCAGGAUCUAUUUCACACCACUGCUAACUCAUUUAAACUGUUGUUCUGCUAAGCUGGUGCUCUAGAGGCACCCCGUUUUAAAAUUAUGCAUACUUCUUUAGCUAAACACAGUUAUGCUUAUUUUCAUUUUUGAAAGAAAAAAAAAAGGUUAACUUGAGCUGCCAUAUCUUACUUGCCAUAAAGUAAAUGGCAGAGGCAAUUUAUUAGCAUCGUUUCACUUGAAGCCAAUAGUGUAGAUAUGCAGAUAACUUUAGUGAAUAAUUUUAUAAGUGGUAAUCCGUUAGGUUACCACUUACAUUUAGCACUACAUUUGAAUAGGAAUGAUGUGUCAACAGGUCAACUGUAUGCAAAUUUGUAUUCAAAAACACUGUAAAAUUUUCUGUAUUGUAAAAAUAAAUAAAUGCUCUUAUGGAAUACUUGUAGCCUAAUUGGAGCAUAACUAGGAGCUAGACUCCCUAUGUUUUAUUCCCAGUUCUGCAAAGCACCUGCUAUGCACCACUAGUAAAAGCUUGUUGAACUUUUGCACGUGUGCAAAAAUACCUUUUGGACAACAGUCUGUAAAGGUUCUUUUAGUCAAAUUUUGAACGUUUUGUUUUUAUCUGCUCUUAAUGCUGUAUAUCGGAUUUCUUGUCUGCAGAGUAGAAAUAAUAACACCUACCUCAUAUGAAAGGGGUUAGUAUAAUUCAGUCUGCUAUAUUGCAGAAAUUCCUUUCAAUAAACUGCUCAAGCAAUACUUGUUUGGUGAUGCAUGUCCUUUAAUGCCUAUUUGGACAAAGUUUGUCUUCCACUGGUUAAAGUGGGAUGAGAGAGACACAUGGUUACUAAAAAUGAAUGCUGCAAUUGGUAUCAAGUUUUUAGGCAGUGUUCAUGUUUUGGAGGUGCCUCACGCACUUUGUACCUGAUUUUUCUACUUUAUUUGGGCCGCCACUGAGAGGCAGUAUUGUGCAGAAGGCACAGAGCUGAGCCGAGUAUCAGGUUCAUUGGAAAGAGUGAUUUUUUGUAAAAUUGGACAAAACUGUCUGGAUUUAACACAAAAGCUCUCCCAAGAUCGCUCCAAGAGCAUCUUGCGUUUAGCUUAAAAUAUAUAGCCUUAAAAGACCAAAAAGUUCAUCCACAAUGCCAAAAUAACUCUUGGGUCUAAGAAUAUCUUUGAGUAUCACAGUAUGUGAAGUCUAUGCAAAAAUAUUUUUUAAUGAAGGUCACAGAGACUAUAAACACUAAAUAAUUUGGAGAAAUGCUUGUAAUUAAUGUUUAUUCAUGUAUUUUAACGUGCUUUGUUGUUAUGUGUUAAGGUUUGCAGGAACUAAGAUGUACACACAAAAAAGUUGUGGAACUUGUUUGACACAGUUGUCCGAGGAUUACUUGUGCUGGGCAAGGCUUUGCCUUAGCUAUUUUCCUUUGUAUUUCCUUUUUUGCAAUUAAAAAUAUUUUUAAAAAUA
This is a messenger RNA of Podarcis muralis (Common wall lizard), 9107 nucleotides long. It is a transcript of the gene PPP2R3A, whose product is annotated as protein phosphatase 2 regulatory subunit B''alpha. Gene Ontology annotation, cellular component: protein phosphatase type 2A complex. Gene Ontology annotation, biological process: protein dephosphorylation. Gene Ontology annotation, molecular function: protein phosphatase regulator activity; calcium ion binding. Lineage: Eukaryota; Metazoa; Chordata; Lepidosauria; Squamata; Lacertidae. The record is from RefSeq and is a predicted model, not a curated record.